Solea senegalensis (Senegalese sole) is the source of this 3133-nucleotide messenger RNA. RefSeq names its product mitochondrial basic amino acids transporter-like. The transcript has 4 exons. Gene Ontology annotation, biological process: mitochondrial L-ornithine transmembrane transport. The record is from RefSeq and is a predicted model, not a curated record. Gene Ontology annotation, cellular component: mitochondrion. Gene Ontology annotation, molecular function: high-affinity L-arginine transmembrane transporter activity. Bases 401 to 1327 code for a protein of 308 amino acids. Lineage: Eukaryota; Metazoa; Chordata; Actinopteri; Pleuronectiformes; Soleidae.
GCCCCCUCCUCCAGUCGCUGCGGCAGCAUACAUACAACAGGCACAGACCAUAAACGCCACAGCAUUACGGGUGUUUAUGGAGAACGUGUCGGUCAACAGAAGGGUUUUAUUCAAUUAAACAGGGAACAAGCUGAACGAGCGCUUAAAGUAAACACCACUGUCAACAUUUGUAGUCUGUCAGGGCGUAGAGGAGGGCUGCUAACUAGCCUAUGUUAGCGUAGCUAACACAGAAGCGGAUUGACUUUGUCCCUGGAGAUAAGUGUAACAAACAGUUUGCACAGUUUUAUUGUUUAGGUGCACCGCGAAGUAAUAUCAAAGGCUUGCUUCAAAGGGUGUCGAGUUCCUCUCCAUACAGAUAAUAUUGAACUUCCCCUCCGCUGUGUGACGUUGACGAGCGGUGAUGGACUUUGUUGCUGGAUGCAUCGGAGGUGCUGCUGGAGUCCUGGUUGGACACCCGUUUGACACAGUCAAGGUGAGACUACAAAUUCAGAGUAUUGAUAAGCCACUGUACCGGGGGACUUUCCACUGUUUUCAGUCCAUUAUACGGCAGGAGUCGGCAUUUGGUUUGUAUAAAGGCAUUGGCUCCCCCAUGAUGGGCCUUACAUUCAUCAAUGCUAUAGUGUUUGGUGUUCAGGGAAACACCAUGCGUCUGCUGGGACAUGACACCCCCAUGAACCAGUUCCUUGCUGGCGCAGCAGCGGGUGCUCUUCAGUCUGUCCUCUGCUGCCCCAUGGAGCUGGCCAAAACCCGCAUGCAAAUGCAGGGUACCGGAGAAAAGAAGUCCUCCAGGAGGUUGUACAAAAAUUCCCUGGACUGCUUGGUACGCAUUUAUAAACGUGAGGGUCUGGUGGGAGUAAACAGAGGCAUGGUGACAACAUUAAUCCGUGAAACACCUGGCUUUGGAGUGUAUUUCCUGGCCUACGAUGUGCUGACCCGCAACAUUGGCUGUGAGCCCAAUGACCGUUACAUGAUCCCCAAACUGCUGUUUGCCGGGGGCAUGGCUGGCAUCGCCUCCUGGCUCUCCACCUACCCCGUGGAUGUGAUUAAGUCACGCCUCCAGGCAGAUGGAGUGGGUGGAGUCAACCAGUACAGCAGCAUUGCUGACUGUGUGAGACAGAGUGUCAGGAAAGAGGGCUACAUGGUGUUCACACGGGGCCUCACCUCCACACUGCUGCGAGCCUUCCCCGUGAAUGCAGCUACCUUUGCCACCGUCACCCUGGUUCUCAUAUACGCUCGAGGGGACCAAGCAGGACCACAGGAAUGUGAGCCGGCUCAGACGAGCCACCACGCACAGAUACAGUCACAGAGCCAACCUUCCAGCCUGUGACUGCAAUCACACAUCACACUCAAUCUGGGCACUUUGAAAGAUGAGUUCUACAAUCCAACCCUUCAUGAAUGUGUGACUCAUUCAAUAGAGUCGUUCCCAGUCUCGAGGCAGAAAUAAAAACACCGGAAUGGUGUUUGCUCCAAUAAGACGAGUCUCAGUGAGAUGGAAAAUAUAAGCAACUUACUGUUACUGAGCUACAAAACUGAUUGUGGAUGGGUAGUGUGCGUCGUAAUGGCAUUGAAAGUCUAUAUCUGUUAAUAAUACCUUAACCUGUGUAUAUAUAAACUGGUUUGAAUUUGUUCCUUUUUUAUCUAUAUUGGAACCAAAGUUCCUGCCUUGCAAUAGCAAAACCUUUUAUUUUUUAUAAGGGAGCUGAAGUAAUUGUUUGUACAUGAGCUGUGUCCUCUGAAGAGCUAAGUGAACAAGAGACAACAUGUAGCAUAAGGUGCAGGCCUUAUCAUUUUUGUUUCAUUUCGUACCAAAAAGUACACAACACAGCUAUGAUCUGAUUUAAAAACUCAACUGGUCUGGUGUGAAGGGCUCUGUGGUCGGUGGCGUUAUGUUUGUGUCUUCUUCAGUUGUCAGUUGACCUAUUCCAGAAGUCAAACAUGGCACUACAACCUGGUACUGUAAUUGUCCCGCUAUUAUCAUCUUUAUAAAUCGUCCACCUAAAUAUGAACUUUGAAUAUAUUUUUGAUUUGAGUGCCCUUGAAAUGUUUUUAAAAGUUUUUUCUUCUAAUUUUAAUUUUUAAGAGGCCAACUGCAGCCAUUGUUCUAAAAGGGUAACUCACUAUAAAUGAUUAAAUGCGGCGAGAAUCUCAGCAAUUUAACGUUUGUCAUUUCAAUGCCAACAAUCGAUUCAACAACCAAAACAUGUUGAUUCUUUGACUAUCUCUAAAAGAGCAGCACAAAUAAGUCUAAUCAUGUUUUCAUCUUGGGUCUUUGUUCUUUAAAACACUAUGCCAAAAUGUCAGAAUAGGACCCCAAAGAAAUUCUAAUUAUUUUUCCUAAAACAUAAAAGGUGUUUAUUUUGUGUACUAAUAUUUAAAAUACUGUAUUUAACCUUUUGGGCUUUGGUAAGACUUAUUUAUUUGUAUUGCAGUUAUUAUUGAGUGGGAAUUGUCUGCUUUGUGCAUGUAUCAUUGUCUGGUGCUCUUCUCUGUAUUCUUCUGACUAAAAUGUUGAAAUUCCCGUUGUACGGCAAACAAGAGUUGCUCUGGGUGCUAACACACUGCUGUCACUGGUGACUCACAAAUCGAGCCGAGUCAUCAUCUCUGUCAGAAGCUGUUACAUUUGCAACGGAUGAAUGAAUGACGAAUGAAUGGAACUUGUGCAGUGCUGCUGGGACACUUGAAAAUCCCCAUGGUUUUAUUGCAGUUUGAUGACUAAAAAUGCAGGUGGAGGAAAAUGCAAAGGGAUGGUAUAAUGUGAGUUAAAGGUUCUUGUAUUUAAGUCUAUCUGUUAGACUGUGAGGAGGUGUGUCACAUCUACAAGAAAGCUGUAGAAUCACAGUUUAAAAUGAAGUCCAGCUCAUGUGAGAGAUGCAAUAUGUACAGGAAGUGACUGUAUUACUGUGAAAUUGUGAGUGAUUAUGUACAUAUAAUGUAUUUUUCGGUCUGAAAUAGUGCAGUUCUUGAGUUAAAACAGUUUUCAAGUCAAGGUUUGAGUUUGUUGCUACACUGAAGAGAUUUUACCCGAAUAACUGGGACAUGAUAUUUUUGUAACAUAGGUGUAUAAUAACCUAUUGUAUUGAUUUGUGACUGGAGAUUUGUGCUAAUGAAUGAAUAAAUCAAUAAAUAAAAAUGA